UCAGUAUCGGUGUACUUCCGGGUUGACUGUCAUGGCGGCGCCCUGGAUGAACUAGGAAGCCCUCGACACUGGAACAUUUUUGUAUCAUUGAUAAACUAACCCGUUUAGAGGAGCAGACAGCAGCCAUGGGGAUUCAAGAUAUGAUGAAGUGGAAUGUGAGAGCGUCUGCUCUUUACGCCGUCGGUGUGUGGACCAUGAUCGGUUCAUACGGGUUCUUAAAAUACUCAGGACGGCUCGAGGACGUGCCAGAAGUGAAAACUGAAGACGAAGAAGUGCCAGAAAAUCUAGAACGAGUCGUCCACGAGACAGCUCACAGCAAAACAGUCAUCUAUUACAAGAAGGACUUUGUCCCAUACCACAUCAGGAUCUCUAACUUCAUCAAGUCCUUCACCAGUGGUCCCAAGACUGGAGAUGAUGAUAGCAAAUAGUUGCAUCAGUCCUGCUGAUGUACACUAUGGACUUGUGAAGUUGAAGGCUCCAUGAUGCACUAUGCAUUUUUAACAUUGUGUGAGGACACUCUAAUGACUUGUAAAUGAUAUUCCAUGCUGCUAUCUCCUGUCUGGUCCCGAGGGAGCUGCCAAUGUUUGAAUGUCAGAAGUAUGUAAUACUGUCGUCAUUCUAAGUAAGGAUCCUGUCAUGUUUAAUGCAGGCUAUUGUCCACAAUACAAAGUUGCCACAACCACAAAUGUUUAUAUGAACUGAUGUUACAUUUGGAGGAUUUUCCAAUUUUCACUUACAUUGUGGACAUAGCAUUUCACUGCUGCCAGUUUGUUGACUUCAGCUUGUACUAUAGAGUCAGAUGAUUGUUUCAAUCAUCAAUCAAUUAAUUGAGAAUAUUCAAGAUUAAUUAAGUUAUCAUUUGGUGAAUAAAGUUAAUACUGUAUCCAA
Messenger RNA from Notolabrus celidotus (New Zealand spotty), 888 nucleotides. Its product is annotated as small integral membrane protein 26-like. The transcript is spliced from 2 exons. The coding region runs from base 126 to 428 and encodes 100 amino acids. The record is from RefSeq and is a predicted model, not a curated record. NCBI's taxonomy places the organism in Eukaryota, Metazoa, Chordata, Actinopteri, Labriformes, Labridae. Gene Ontology annotation, cellular component: mitochondrion.